Molecule: messenger RNA, 1705 nt
Organism: Anolis sagrei ordinatus
Lineage: Eukaryota; Metazoa; Chordata; Lepidosauria; Squamata; Anolidae
Gene: FBLN7
Product: fibulin 7
Molecular function (GO): calcium ion binding
Source: RefSeq, a predicted model, not a curated record
GGUCUCUCUGUGUCUCUCUGCCUUUGCAUCUCCCAAUUGCAAGAGGUUCCUUGCUUUGGAAAGACCAGCACCAUGAUGCCUGGACUGCACUGCAGCCUCUUCCUCCUCUUCUUCUUCUGCUUAACGUCGUGCCAGGAAUCUCCAGCUUCCCAGAGCUGCUUGAAUAAGCAGCAGCUUCUGGCCACCAUCCGUCAAAUGCAGCAAUUCCUGAAAGGCCAUGAAACACGAUUUGUAGAGGGAAUACGCCUCAUGAAACACCGAUUAACAACCCUGCAAAACACAGUGACUAAAGCUCCAACAGAACCGCAAACUGUAUUCUGCCCAAACCUGGAAGUUCCUCUGCAUGGCAAGAGAUUUGGCACCAAGAACAUGGUGGACCACGAAGUCCAUUUCACCUGUGAUCCUGGAUUCCAGCUCGCUGGUUCCAGUUCUCGGAUGUGCCAGUCUAAUGGUACUUGGACUGGAGAAGCUACUCAAUGCAAAGAUGUCAUUGAAUGCACUCCUCAUCUCUGCCAGAAUGGGGGAACAUGUGUCAGUGAAGGUGAACAGUACAAAUGCAUUUGCUCAAAGGACUGGACUGGCUCCAACUGCCAAUACCAAACACAGACAGUUCCCCCCACAUGGAGCGUGACCAACGAUCCCGGAUUCAGUCGUAAACCACGCUGUGCCAAAUUUGACCAUAUGCAGCAAUGCAGCUGUGAAGCAGGCUUCCAUAUGAGUGGCACCUCAGAAAACAGCAUCUGUCAAGAUGUGAAUGAAUGCAAAGUCUACAAGCUGGAAGGAGCCCCACGUCUCUGUAUGCACACCUGCAUCAACAUUCCUGGCUCCUACCUCUGCUCUUGCCCCAGUGGGUACAGGCUCUUCAGCGAUGGGAAAAGCUGUGAAGAUAUUGACGAAUGUGUGCUUUUACUGCACAACUGCACGACAGGAACAAUGUGUAUUAAUACAGGAGGAGGUUUCCAGUGUGUUAAUCCAGAGUGUCCGAAGCCUAAUGGAAAUGUCAGCUAUGUGAAAACAUCCCUGUUUCAAUGUGAGCGGAAUCCAUGCCCGAUGGACAGCAGGUCGUGCCAUUAUGCGCCGAAGACCAUCUCGUUCCAUUACCUUCCUCUGCCCUCCAACCUCGUCACUCCGACCCCACUCUUCCGCAUGGCUACCGCUUCUGCCCCCGGGCGGCCUGGCCCCGACAGCCUACGGUUUGGGAUUGUGGGCGGAAACAGCCGCGGGCAUUUUGUGAUGCAGCGCUCGGACAGGCAGACGGGAGAACUCAUCCUGACGCAAAGCCUGCAGGGACCUCAGGCCACACAAGUGGAAGUGGACAUGUCCGAAUACCUGGGCCGCUCCUUCCAAGCGAAGCACGUUUCAAAGAUCACCCUCUUUGUCUCCGCUUACGAGUUUUAAAAGCAGCUGGUUUAUACAAGGGAGGAAACACAUGACUUACAGACUGCUCCUGUUCAUCAGGAAAUAUUUGUUUUGUCUAACCAUUGGAUCCAGUGAGCUGUGCCACAAUCUCUGGGACUGGCAUCAGGCAUGGCUCUCUGGGCACUAUUUGCCUGCGUUAAUAGAAAUCACUUCUACCUGACUCUGCUAGGAUGAUGGCUCCAUAGCAGGCCUUGUCAAACUUUGGCCUUCCAGGUGUUUUGGACUUCAACUCCCACCAUUCCUAACAGCCUCAGGCCCUUUCCUUUUCCCCCUCAGCCACUUAAGC